AUGUUACCGGCUAUAUUAAUUAUAAUUCAUUUAUAUGUUCUAUAAGUUUUAUUUUUAUAUCCUUUUGUUCGUUAUAGCAAAAUAUACAUUAUAUUUUUCUAUGAUUGCACAUUGUGAUUAGCGCGUAUUAAUAGGUGCGUGUAACUUCGUAAUAAUUAAAUAGUGAUAGUAACGUGUGUCGCCCAGAUAAGUGCGUCUCAAGACAUAGCAGAAAAGAUGUCGCAAAAAUUACCAGCUACUAUGAAGGCCGUCGGUCUUUACAAAUAUUUGCCGAUUUCUGAUACGAAUAGUCUUCUCAAUUUAGAAAUUAGCUUGCCAGAGCUACGGAAGCGAGAUGUUUUAGUCAAAGUAAAAGCUAUUGCUGUUAAUCCUAUUGACACGAAACAGCGUGCGCCAAAGCCUAAAGUAGAAAUAUCUCCAAGGAUUUUGGGAUGGGACGGAGCUGGCGUUGUAGUAGCAAAAGGAGUAAAUGCCAGAAUACACAACAUAGGCCAGGAAGUAUUUUUUACAGGAAACCUAGCCCGAAAUGGUUCUAAUGCAGAAUACAUUGCUCUGGAUGAAGUUCAUGUGGCACUGAAACCGACAAAUCUGACAUUCGAGCAAGCAGCAGCUAUGCCAUUAACAAGUGUAACUGCUUAUGAGUCUUUGUAUGACCGGUUAUUAUUAACGGAAAAAGACAAGGGCAAAUCUAUCUUGAUUAUAAAUAGUGCUGGCGGUGUUGGCUCCGUAGCCUCGCAACUGGCAAAACAUUUAGGGCUCAAAGUUAUUGGCACCGCAUCUCGCUCGGAGACCAAAGCGUUCUCAAUUGAUAAUGGAGCUGACAUAGUACUCAACCAUACUCAGGAUUUGUUGCCCCAGUUGAAAGAUAUUGGAUACGGCAAUGGAGUUGAUUAUAUUCUAGUCAACUAUGACCCUUAUCCAUACUGGGACACAUUGAUGACAGCCAUAAAGCCGCAAGGAAGGAUCUGUUUGAUAGUUGACAGUAGUGGUUUAGUUGAUUUAAGGCCACUUAAAGAAAAAAGCAUUACUCUGGUUUCUGAACAAAUGGGUACAAGAAUUAAAUAUGAAACAGAAGAUAUCUUUCGGCACCAAGAAAUUUUACAAACAGUUUCACAGAUGCUUGAAAAGGGGGACCUGAAAUGUACUCUCACAAAAGUUAUGAAACCAAUUAAUGCUGAAAAUCUGAAGGAAGCUCACAGACUUUUGGAAGAACAACAUUUAAUUGGAAAACUAGUUUUAUCUGGUUUUUAAGAAAGAAAAAUAUAUUGGUACCUAUAAUGAAUUAUGAGAAAAAUAUCAUUUUCUUAUAUUAAUUACUGUUAACUAUUAUUUAGGCAUUUAUCUUUGUUUCAUA
Achroia grisella is the source of this 1354-nucleotide messenger RNA. RefSeq names its product zinc-type alcohol dehydrogenase-like protein SERP1785. Gene Ontology annotation, molecular function: zinc ion binding; oxidoreductase activity. The record is from RefSeq and is a predicted model, not a curated record. The coding region runs from base 217 to 1251 and encodes 344 amino acids. The transcript has 2 exons. NCBI's taxonomy places the organism in Eukaryota, Metazoa, Arthropoda, Insecta, Lepidoptera, Pyralidae.